GAGACGCAGAGACAAAGAAUCACGAUGAGUUUCAAAGUUUUGAUGUUGGUCAUAUUCUGUGGCUCAGCUGUGGCCCAGGGCGAUGGGACUGAAACACAAGAAACAACUGAAACAGAGUCCUGCUUUCCUGACAUGUGUAAGUUUCUAAAACAGUUUGGUGCCAUGACUGAGAAGCAGAGCAGCAUGGAAACAAGGCUGAAGGAGACUGAAAACYAAAUCACUGAACUGAAGAAGAAUGAAAAAAACAAAGUAGUGUUCAGUGCAGCAACAGGUGGGAGUGGAGCGAUUGGACCCCACAGCACACACACAACAAUGAUCUACAGAACAGUCAUWACGAAUGUUGGGAAUGCCUACAAUCAGUUCACAGGUAUUUUUGCUGCUCCAGUCUCAGGCGUGUACUACUUCACCUUCUUUUACCAUGCUGGAGGAGGACACCCUGUGRGUCUGUCCCUGAUGAAGAACAGCCAGGUUGUCGCGACGGCCUACGACCACCAGACUUCAUAUGAUGGAGCUGAUAAUGGAGGCAACGCUGCGUUCGUGCAGCUGCAGCAGGGAGACCAGGUGUACAUGAGCUUGGGUGCAAACACAYACGUCUGGGGCGACAAUGCAAUCACCACUUUCAGUGGUUUUCUUUUGUAUCAAGUCUGAGAAAGACUGGAUUUAUUUUUCUUUUUGAUUGUUUCAAAUGUUGUAACAUAAAAUGUGACAAACAUUCUUCCAUAUAAARUAUAAAGUAUAAAGUKCUAUGGAGGACCAAAACUGACAUAAUUAGAAAUAAAAGCAGGAAUAUAUAAAYGGACCAAUAAAUAAAUAUAUCCACUUAAAAUGCUUCAAUUAAAUUACAUAAGGAGAACUUUACCCCAUAUUUUUCCAGCUCCAAUAAAUUAUAUAUUUUAGCACAUAAUUUGCAUUUUACUGUUUUUUAUAGCAGUCUUUUCCAGGUGGGUUAGGGCUGCAAAUUGUUACACAUCCCUCCGAGUAUGGUGUUYAAAAUUCAUGCUGCUAGCACCAUCCUGUUCCGAGUUAUGACAAAAAAAAUAAAGUUUAUAUUUAAAAAUACAAAAAUAUUCUUUCUGUCCAUUUUGACUUAGCUGCAUGUCUACCCACCUGCCWCCGGCUUAUUUACACCUCACCCAAAAUAGUCAAUCCAACCGAUCAUGUCUUUACUAAACUACACCCACAAAAGUCAAACAGACCAAUCAUGUCUUGGACAAACUCCUCCUUCAAAACAAGAAACUCUCRUUUAGAGACUGCAGAGAUCACUUUCUCAAAAUUACUGUAAAAUUAGUAAAACAUAGCUGUUUUUGUGUCUAACUCCGACAUUAUGUAUAUCAGUAAUUGUGUUAAUGAAGUAAUAACUAUUGGAGUCGGUGAGAUUUUUUUCAGCUGGAUGAACACGACUGGCUUCAUCAAGACCUAARGCAGCAACCUUUAAGCUCUGCAAAUCUGUCAAUAAGUAAUAAAAACACUGUGUCAUCAGU
Molecule: messenger RNA, 1481 nt
Organism: Austrofundulus limnaeus
Lineage: Eukaryota; Metazoa; Chordata; Actinopteri; Cyprinodontiformes; Rivulidae
Gene: cbln11
Product: cerebellin 11
Exons: 3
Coding region: 25-648 (207 amino acids)
Molecular function (GO): protein binding
Source: RefSeq, a predicted model, not a curated record